This is a messenger RNA of Lucilia sericata (common green bottle fly), 885 nucleotides long. It is a transcript of the gene ND-ACP, whose product is annotated as acyl carrier protein, mitochondrial. The record is from RefSeq and is a predicted model, not a curated record. The coding region runs from base 169 to 723 and encodes 184 amino acids. Gene Ontology annotation, biological process: fatty acid biosynthetic process. Lineage: Eukaryota; Metazoa; Arthropoda; Insecta; Diptera; Calliphoridae. The transcript is spliced from 5 exons. Gene Ontology annotation, molecular function: acyl binding; acyl carrier activity. Gene Ontology annotation, cellular component: mitochondrion.
UUAUUAUUAAAUUGUCAAACUAAAAACAACGGGUUUUUUCUUACUUCAACAUAAUAAAGUUCCCUCUAUUUUUGACAUUUCGGUUUAACAUUUUUUUUGUGGAGAACACACAAGUUUUGCAGAAGUUUUUACAUAAUAUUCUUCUAAGAAAUUUGGGGCCCAUUCAAAAUGUCGCUAACACAAAUUGCCCGUAAUUGUGCCCGUUUGGCAAGAGCCGCAAAUGGAAUCCGUGUAAUCACUGCCCAACCACAGAUGCGUUUAUUGCACAGAAUUGCCAUGCCAGCCAUGUGCAAUGGUGUUACACAAAACAUUUUGAAAGCACGUACUGCUAAUGUGCAAGUACGCUGCUAUUCGGACAAAUUGUCUAUGGAAGAUAUUAAAGAUCGUGUCUUGAAAGUAGUGUCUGCCUACGAUAAAGGGAGCAAUAACUGGCAAUGGCAAGCUGCACGCAAAUACUCUGCAAAACCUCCACUAUCACUGAAAUUGAUCAAUGAGCGUGUAUUGCUCGUCUUGAAAUUGUAUGACAAGAUUGACCCAAGCAAGCUCCGUGUUGAAUCACACUUCAUUAAUGAUUUGGGACUCGAUUCCCUCGAUCAUGUUGAAGUUAUUAUGGCCAUGGAAGAUGAAUUCGGUUUUGAAAUUCCCGAUUCAGAUGCCGAAAAAUUGUUGAGACCAGCCGAUAUUAUUAAAUAUGUCGCUGACAAAGAAGAUGUUUAUGAAUAAAUGUGUUUUUUGUAAAACAAACAAACAUUAAAAUCAAUAAUAAGAAUAUACAUACAUAAUUUAAAAUAAAGAGGGCAAAUGUAAUUUGAGUCCAACAAAAGGACAUUGUACAUUUAAUUCUAAUGUUAAACCAAAAAAAAAUAUAAGUAAAAUAAUUUAAAA